Messenger RNA from Syzygium oleosum, 3704 nucleotides. Its product is annotated as probable inactive receptor kinase At5g10020. Gene Ontology annotation, molecular function: protein binding; ATP binding; protein kinase activity. Gene Ontology annotation, biological process: protein phosphorylation. Lineage: Eukaryota; Viridiplantae; Streptophyta; Magnoliopsida; Myrtales; Myrtaceae. The coding region runs from base 302 to 3472 and encodes 1056 amino acids. The record is from RefSeq and is a predicted model, not a curated record. The transcript has 3 exons.
UUUAACCUCACUCCUCUCUCUCUCUAGCCUCUGCACACACACUCUCUCUCUACUCUGUCUCUCUCUCUCUCUCUAGCCUCUGCGCGCAGACCCACCUCGCGAAUUCGUCUCCGGCUGCUCUGCAGUGUCCGAUUCCCCCGUAAAGUUCCGAUUUUGAUCGGGGAAGCAAACCCUUAAACCACCCACCAAGUCCUCCGCCGCCGCUCCCGGCCUCGCAUUCUCCGAGAUUCGCCCCGGGGCUUCGUGGGCAUACCCGCCAAAUGCGGCGCCGCUAGGGUUUUGCCGCCACCUCCUCCUCCAGAUGAGUCCCUCCCUGUCCGCGUUCUCCGUCCUCCUCCUCCUCCUCCUCCUCGCCGCGGUCCGCUCCGGAUCCGAGCCCGACGCCGCAUUCCUCUUGGAGUUCAAGAAGGGGAUCCAGGUCGACCCGCUCGGGAAGGUGCUCGGGUCAUGGGCCGAGCCCGGGUCGGGCCAGUGCCCCGGCUCGUGGACCGGGGUCACCUGCGACGGCUCCGGCGCCCGCGUCAGCGGGAUAGCCCUCGACCGGCUCGGGCUCUCCGGGGAGCUCAAGUUCCAGACCCUGAUCGGCCUGACGAUGCUGCAGAACCUCAGCCUCUCGGGUAACAACUUCACGGGUCGGAUCGCGCCCGCAUUGGGCUCCAUGGCCUCGCUCCAGCAUUUGGAUCUGUCCGGCAACAGCUUCUAUGGCCCGAUCCCCGCGAGAAUCACGGAUUUGUACAAUUUGAACUCCCUGAAUUUGUCGCUGAACAGGUUCGUGGGCGAGUUUCCAUUUGGGAUUCGGAACUUGCAGCAGAUGAAGAACUUCGAUUUGCACGGGAAUGCUCUUCGGGGUGAUAUUGGCGAGUUGUUGACUGAGCUGCGGAAUGUGGAGUAUGUGGAUUUGAGUGGCAAUUACUUCUCUGGGAGUAUCUCAAUUGGAGUUCAGAAUGUUUCUAGCUUGGCAAAUACAGUGCAUUUUCUGAAUUUGAGCCAUAAUGCCUUAAAUGGUGGAUUCUUCGAUGCUGAUUCGAUCAGAUUGUUUAGAAACUUGGAGGUUUUGGAUAUGGGCAAUAAUACGAUUACUGGGCAGCUGCCUUCGUUUGGUGCAUUGCCCAAUUUGCGGGUCGUACGAUUGGCAAAUAAUCUGCUGUUUGGGUCAUUGCCGAAGGAGUUGUUUGAGUCAUUGAUUCCACUGGACGAACUGGAUCUCAGUGGAAAUGGUUUCACAGAUUCGAUUCCAGAGAUUAAUUCUACCACGUUGAGGACUUUGAAACUUUCUUCAAAUCGUUUAUCUGGUUCCUUGCCUGAUCUACCAAUCACCUGUACGACGGUGGAUUUGAGCGGCAAUAUGAUCUCUAGUGACAUAUCUACCAUUCAGAACUGGCAAGCGCCAUUGGAAUUUCUAGAUCUGAGUUCAAACAAACUGUCAGGAACCUUUCCCAAUCUGAGCUCUCAAUUUGAGAGCUUAAUUACCUUGAAAAUGGGGAAUAAUUCCUUACUAGGCGUUUUACCCUCUUUAUAUGGCAGCUACCAGAAAUUGUCUACUGUUGACCUUAGCUUGAAUGAAUUUCAUGGGCCAAUUCCAGCUGGGUUCUUCAUGUCCACUUUGACUUUCUUGAAUCUAUCUGGUAAUCGAUUGACCGGGCCAAUUCCUCUUCAAAGUUCACACGUGAGUGAAUUGCUAGCUAUGCCUUCUUCCCAACAAAUGGAGUCUCUUGAUCUUUCUGGAAAUUCCUUGAGUGGCCCACUGCCUGCGGAGAUAGGGAACAUGGGGAGGCUCAAAUUGCUGAGUCUUGCAAGGAAUGGACUAUCAGGUCAACUGCCUAGUGAGUUGAGCAAACUUACAUAUUUGGAGUACCUUGAUUUGUCGAGCAACAAAUUUUCUGGUGAAAUUCCUGUGAAUCUUCCAUCCAGCCUCGCUGUAUUUAAUGUGUCACUUAAUGAGCUGUCGGGUAAAGUCCCUGAUAACUUGCAAAGAUUUCCCAGUUCGUCAUUUAAGCCUGGAAAUCCUUCGCUAGCCUUGGGAAAGCAUGCCUCAUCACCAAAUUCCAAUAGCAACCAGUAUGGCAAUUCGGGUAAACAUAACAGCUCGAAAGGUAGUAUAAGAGUGGCAAUCAUUGUUGCCUCAGUCGGGGCUGCAAUGAUGAUUGUUUUUGUUUUAUUGGCAUAUCAUCGAGCACAGCUCAAAGAAUUUCAUGGGAGAAGCGGGUUCAGUGGCCAAAGUUCAGGGAGAGAUGUAAAGGUUGAAAGAUUUGCACGUCCUUCCCUAUUUAAAUUCCACUCAAGUGGUCAGCCUCCACCUACUUCAUUGAGCUUCUCGAAUGACCACUUGCUAACUUCAAAUUCUAGAUCAUUAUCGGGGCAAGCAGAGUUCACAACUGAAAUUGCAGAGAAUAUUGCACCUGAGGGAGUGGCAGUUACUUCAUCUUCUGCUGUCCCUAAUUUGAUUGAUAUUCAGCCUACAACAUCAGGAAGGAAGUCUUCUCCAGGAUCACCUCUAUCUUCCUCACCCCAACUUAUUGAGGUAUAUGAACAGCCUGUACGGUUGGAUGUUUACUCACCUGAUCGACUGGCUGGAGAAUUGUUCUUCUUGGACCCUUCCCUGGCUUUUACUGCAGAAGAGUUGUCACGAGCUCCAGCAGAAGUUCUUGGCAGAAGCAGUCAUGGUACUCUAUACAAGGCUACUCUUGAUAAUGGUCAUACAUUAACUGUGAAGUGGCUGAGAGUGGGACUAGUCAAACAUAAGAAAGAGUUUGCUAAGGAAGUCAAAAAGAUUGGCUCCAUGAGGCAUCCUAACAUUGUUUCACUGCAAGCAUAUUAUUGGGGACCCAGGGAGCAAGAGAGGCUCCUUUUAGCUGACUACAUCCAGGGAGAUAGCUUGGCAUUGCAUCUUUAUGAAACAACGCCCCGGAGGUACUCCCCAUUGUCGUUCAGCCAAAGGCUAAAAGUUGCCGUCGAUGUUGCUCGAUGUCUCACAUACCUUCACGACAAGGGUCUUCCUCAUGGAAACUUAAAGCCAACAAAUAUACUUCUGUCGGGCCCCGAGUACAAUGUUCUCCUCACAGAUUACGGUCUCCACCGCUUGAUGACAGCUGCUGGGAUUGCAGAGCAGAUACUGAAUCUCGGAGCAUUGGGGUACCGUGCUCCUGAGCUCGCUACUGCAGCCAAACCGCUGCCAUCCUAUAAGGCCGAUGUUUACACGUUUGGAGUAAUUAUGAUGGAAUUAUUGACUCGGAGAAGCGCUGGAGACAUUAUUUCAGGGCAAUCUGGAGCCGUUGAUUUGACCGAUUGGGUUCGCCUUUGUGAUGAAGAAGGGCGAGGAAUGGACUGUGUCGAUCGGGACAUUGCAGGUGGAGAAGAACACUCUGCAGCGAUGGACGAGAUGCUCGCGAUUUCGCUCAGGUGUAUUAAUUCUGUAAAUGAAAGGCCUAAUAUUAGACAAGUCUUUGACGAGCUGUGUGCAAUCUCUCUCUGAAAAGUGUACAUUGUGUGUGUUGGAAGUUAGGUUUUUAUUAUGUUUUUUCUCUCUGUUUUUUUUUUUUUUGCUUUUUUACUUGACCCAAUUGUUUUGUUCCUUAUUUUUCCCUCUUAAUUGGUUUCCAGCCUUGUUAUUUUUGGCUAAUUAUUACAUCUUCCUUUUACGGAAAGCUCAUUGUAAAGGGAUGAUUCAUCCAUUGAUUUAUUCAAGUGUUCUAGUUUGAUCGUAA